Messenger RNA from Aspergillus alliaceus, 692 nucleotides. Its product is annotated as 6-phosphogluconate dehydrogenase. Gene Ontology annotation, biological process: L-valine catabolic process. Gene Ontology annotation, cellular component: mitochondrion. NCBI's taxonomy places the organism in Eukaryota, Fungi, Ascomycota, Eurotiomycetes, Eurotiales, Aspergillaceae. The transcript has a single exon. Gene Ontology annotation, molecular function: 3-hydroxyisobutyrate dehydrogenase activity; metal ion binding; NAD binding. The record is from RefSeq and is a predicted model, not a curated record. Bases 117 to 608 code for a protein of 163 amino acids.
GUGCUCCGCAGGUUCUCUCGAAGACCGACUCAUGGUCGACUGUUCAACAAUCGACACAGCCACGAGCCUCGCAGUGAAAGAGUACAUAGCCAUGCACCAUCCCAGCACAUCCUCCUAUGAUGCCCAGUGAGUGGUGGUGUCCUUGGUGCGGAGAAAGGCAUCAUCGCUUUCUUCCUAGGGAGCGGAGCGCAAAGACAGAUCCUAACAUAGAGAGUUUGUCUCCCCUCCUGCACUUAAUGGGAAAGCAAGUCAUCGCCUGCGGAAAGCUCUGCAACAACUAUCUUUCGGGCCUAAUUGCAAUCGCGAGUUCUGAAGCGUUGAGCAUCGGCAUCCAAGCCUUCCUGGAUCCCCGUGUUCUCUCGACUGUGUUUGCAGCUAGUACAGCGCAGAAUCCCAUCUGUGAUGGAUUUAACCCUUGUCCUGGUGUUGUUCCGAAUGCGCCAUCAAGCCACAGCUAUCGCAGCGGAUUCAAAGUUCAGCUCAUGAAGGACUUUACAUUAGUGGUUUCUACAGCGCAGCAGGUGGGAGCGCGUUUGACGCUCGGAGAGGCUGGGUUAAGGACGUAUGAGGCUGCAUCGGAGGAUGCUUUUUCAACCUUCGCAGUAUAGCAUUCAGCUUGCCUUCUCCACUCAUGGUAACAGAUAUACAGCUCCAGCUACCAUGCACCGAGUUAGAAUAGAAAGCCCCUGAUG